Symbiodinium pilosum is the source of this 3291-nucleotide messenger RNA. The record is from the annotation of a GenBank genome assembly. NCBI's taxonomy places the organism in Eukaryota, Dinophyceae, Suessiales, Symbiodiniaceae.
AUGCUUAGUGAAGUCUCAAGUGGUGGCGGAGCAUGGGCUGGGACAGGGGGAGGCGGCGGAGAAACAUUGGACGAGUUCAACCUGAAGCUACUGGAAAAGCCAGGUAGGAAAUCUGGUUGCCUCAGCUACUUGCCCCCAUGCCCUGGCAAGAGGUCCUACACGCACAUUCGGACGUCGGCUCUGGAGCCUCGAUUCAUCUUCGGCAAAGCCGAAGAUCUUCCGCGGUCACAAGAGCUGUGUCGAGCCUGUGACUUGACCUCCGACGUCCCAGUCGCGAAGCCUUCAGUUGAUGUUGUCCGGGUGUCCUGGCCAAAGACUGCACUCAGCGCCAGCCGGGACAGGUGCGUCGAGCCUCGACUCUUUUUUUCUGCGCCGGAACAGGAGUCGCGCCCUGAUCACUACACUUACCUGGAUUGUUUUGUGGCCAUUCGCAUGGGACGCGUCUGGACCCUUCUUAUAGUCAGCUGUUUUGGACUCGUCUUCUACCACGACAAGCCAACAGCAGCGCAGGGCCUUCACAGGUUCGAAGGAACCCGCCUGGCAUCGGAACUCGAGGAGAGCCCGUACGAGAAGUCGAACUCAUCUUCGCAACAUCCUGUCAGGCCUGGAGGAACCCUCUCGGCAGACGGCCACAGCGGUGCGGGGGCUGGAGAGCCACCAUUCUGCGUCGGCCUUGCCCGGAGCAGUGCGAGACAGGUUGAGGAUACCGGCAGCUAUGGCAGCCCAAGGAACGAAACACUCCUGGUGCGACCGCUGUUACGCGAACCGCCCCAACAAGGCGGCUUACUGCCCCGUGUGUGGUGGGACGCUGCAGUCCUACACAGCUACGCCUGGACGACAAGCCUGGCCACAGCCGACACGCAGGCAGCAGUCCCCCAGGACCAGACGACAGCCUUCACCCAGACAAAGGAAUGGUGGUGGAGACAGUUAUCGGACCUGCCUCAACCUGCAGCAGCACCGACAAUUGCAUUGCCCAAGACAGCUGGCGGAUCAAUGGCAGAGGCCUCAGAGGAAGGCGAACUGCUAGGAGCCCUGCUGGCUCAUUUGGGCGACUCCUCGACGCUUCCGACUGCCUUAGCGGAACGAGUUCAAGUCUUCCAGAGUGCCAACGCACGUUCCACUGGAAAACUUCUACACAAGCAAGUGGCGCGCCAAACAGAGGCGCGCACACAGCUCCAACGCCUUGCGAAAGACAGGCAGACCUUCUUAGAAGGUUGGGCAGAGUACCUCCAGGUCCUCACGGAGACGGUGGAUCAACAGGGAAGGCUGGCCCGGCCCUCCCUAGACAUUCUCACUCCUUCCGGAAAGCGGAGGCUGCUGCCCUUCUGCAAGCUGCCAAGGCUUGCAAACACCGGCUACGGCAGCUGGAUACGUUACGACAAAGGGGCACAUGCGGCACGUGCUCUGGAGGAUAUGCAGCAGGCCGCGACCCCCUUUGCAGCCAACCUUUUUCCGGGUCGUGACCCCUCUCUUCUUCCUACGCUUAUCCAGCUGGAGGAUCUCUUUAGAGGUGCCAAACAAGGGAAAGCUCCCGGCCCCAACGGCAUCCCGGAGUGGCUAUGGGCCCUGGAUAGUCGAGCGGCUGCGCGCGCCUUCCUGCCUAUCUUUCUUAAGGCACACUUCCGCCUGACCGAGCCUGUCCAAUUUAAGUCCACAGCCUUGAUUGCACUUUUCAAAGGCAAGGGUUCUCCUGCCGUGCUGGCCAACCAUCGUGCCAUUGCUUUGCUGGACGGUCCUGGUAAGGCGCUCCGACGCUCGCUACGGCCGGCCCUUGUGUCGCUCUUGCCGCCUCCUGAUCAGCAGCAGGGCGGUACCCCUGGGUCUCUGUUGGCUGGUGCGCGCCACCUUUCUCGGGCCCAUCAACAACUCGCUCUUGGCCUUAAGACACCUACUGUUGCCUUGUUCCUUGAUGUCUCAUCUGCGUAUUACCGUGUUUUGCGUCAGUCUUUCGGGCAAGGAGACCUUGAGCACGAUGAAGACAUUGCUAAGCUGCUGACGCUUCUCAAGGUGCCGCCUUCAACCCUGCAGGAGGUUUGCGAUUGGCUCUCUGCCACGGACCUUUUGACAGAGGCUUCUCCGCACUGCACGGCUUUGAUAUGUGGCACUUUCUUUCACAUUCAAGGGGCACCGGGGAUCGUACGUACCCGGGCAGGGUCUAGGCCGGGGGAUUCCAUUGCUGACCUCCUGUUUUCUCUGGUCCAGGCAGACUUCCUGCAGGCUGUGCGUGCCCGCAUAGGGGGAUUGGCCGCUUCUGACCCAGUUCUCGCUAGUCUUGAGUUGCCUAUCAAUAGCGUCAUUCCCGUCUGGGCUGACGAUGCUGUUGUUCUCCUGGCCCAGCGCACUACGCCACAGCUCUUGCAGGCGGCCAAGCAUACCCUAGAAGCUGUCCAUGGCGAGUAUACUCGCAGAGCAAUGGCGCCUAAUUAUGCCCCCGGUAAAUCUGAAGCCCUUUUUUCUUUCAAAGGGCUGGGCCUUUUCUAUGUGACUUCCCGGACGGCUUUGCUGAACAGGCCUUGCAUGCCCCCAGCGCCCUUCGCACUGCCGUUCGCAAAGCCAAAGCAAAUGUCCUGCAUCCUGGACAUGGGCCGCUCUGGCAUGACUACAGUUCCGCAGAUGGCUUGCCCCAUCAUGGGAAUUUCCAGUGCGAGCAGUGCCCGGCAACCUUUGCCACCGCUCAGCAGCUAUCGGCCCAUCGCUUUGGCAAGCAUGGCAUCCGCUGCCCUGCAGCCCGCUAUGCUAUUCCCGGAUCUGCCGUGCCCACAGCAGCGCGGUGAGCUGUUUGCUGGUGGCCUGGGAGUCCAGGACUUCUCUGGCGGCCCAGGGACUGUGAGCAGCUGCGAUGUGGACUGGCAGAAGUGCCGGGCCUUCACGGGGUCGAGACAUGGGCAAAUCACGCUUUGGGACCUCGACUUCCGAGAGGCGCUGUGGACCCUGCCCGGACACAAAGGCCUCGUGCAGGCAGUGUCUCUUGAACCUGGAGGCAACCGAUGCCUCAGUUUGACUGAGGAGCUGGUUUGUCUGUGGACGACGGAUGGUGCACUGGUGCGACGUUUACCAGGUGCUGCUGCAGGAGAGGGUGAUGGGCCGACGUCUGCUAUUGUGGAUUGGCCUUGCCUGUGGCUGCUCACAGCCGGGCCGGACUCCUUUGUCCGUGUCUGGGACCUGGCGCCUCAAAAGGAGCCUGGCGAGAAGGCCACGCCCCUGGUCGAGGUGAAGGAUUCGAGCGCCGGCCACGCGUACGGCGUCGUUUGCUGCGCUGCUGAGUGGGCCAACGCGGUAGGCUUCAACUGA